UUGUUGAUCUAUAUAUUUCUUAGGUCAUUGAAGAACAACCCUGCAUCUAACUUCCAGUUCUAGUUUAAUUUGCAUUGUUCCAUGGGUCACACUAAGCUUGUGAUGAAGAAAAUUGAGGAUCCAACAUCCCGUCAACAGUUCUAUUCAAAGCGCAAGGAUACCAUUCUUAAGAAGUCAAAUGAGUUGGCUGUUUUAUGUGAUGUUGAUGUUGGUCUUCUAAUGUUUUCUCCAGCGGGUGAAGUGACCAGCUAUUCUAGCAAAGAAAGUCUUGAGGAUGUCAUGCUCCUUGCUAUGAACAAGGCUGGUGAACUGAACAAGCGAUCUCCUGAAAAUCCAAAUGAACAGCCUUUGACGGAGAUUCUCACACAAUCAAAACAUGAAGGCAAAAUGGUGGAAAAGAUAGCGAUUGUUGAGAGCCAUGAGGAGAAGCUUAAUAAGCUUAAAGAAAGGCUAAGUGAAGCACAACAGAAAAUAAGGUAUUACGAACCACAAGUGGAGAAUAUCAACUCUGUCCAAGAAGCUGAUGCAUAUGAGAAGUUCAUUAGGAGUGCUAUGGAACUAAUUCAACUAUCAAAAGCAAAACUCUUGGGUGGCCAGGAAUUUCUCCAGAGAAAUGAAAAUGUUGCGGUGUCUUCUGUCAACGCAGUGGAUAUGGCUGCUGCAGGAACCAGUAGGGGACGGAUGUAUUGAGGAAACAGGCCGGAUCGCAGCGGGGAAGUAGCUGCGGGUGUCCAACAGCUGCAACAGGAAUUAUGUUAUACUAGUUUAUAGGUUAAGAACUUGGUAGAAUAAAUAACUUGCCCCUAUCAGGCAAGCAAAAGUAUGAAUAAUGUUGCAUUUGUCUAUUGUGAAUGCAACU
Molecule: messenger RNA, 859 nt
Organism: Solanum verrucosum
Lineage: Eukaryota; Viridiplantae; Streptophyta; Magnoliopsida; Solanales; Solanaceae
Product: agamous-like MADS-box protein AGL104
Exons: 10
Coding region: 82-690 (202 amino acids)
Biological process (GO): regulation of transcription by RNA polymerase II
Molecular function (GO): DNA-binding transcription factor activity, RNA polymerase II-specific; RNA polymerase II cis-regulatory region sequence-specific DNA binding; protein dimerization activity
Source: RefSeq, a predicted model, not a curated record